Molecule: messenger RNA, 582 nt
Organism: Ogataea philodendri
Lineage: Eukaryota; Fungi; Ascomycota; Pichiomycetes; Pichiales; Pichiaceae
Exons: 2
Coding region: 1-582 (193 amino acids)
Source: RefSeq, a predicted model, not a curated record
AUGCAAGCCAAGUGGAGCAUCGUCUGGCCCUCAGGCGUGCAGAUGGCCCAGUUUGGAACCGCAAUUGGAGAGUUUGGCAGCUUCAACAUCGACAGGAACUUCAGCAGCAUCUCUUCAUGGUCCACAGAAGUCUUAGACAGUUCUGUCAUCUUCAAAUCCUCAAACGUCACAAGCACCGGACCAGGCUGCGAAGCGGGAGGCAGAUAUGUGACAAUUGUAGAAUCCGACCAACAAUGCGUAGCAAGAGCCACAUUCGAGCCAAACUUGACUGUGAGGCCCGGCCUGAAGCUUGAACCAAGUAGAGUGACUUCAAUACCACCUCUGAUCGGUCCCUGCGCAGGAAUAAUUCUCUGGAUGGUGGGAACCGAAGACGAGGCGGUCGACUGCCCAAGGGUGCCAGCGAUGUUGGCGUUCGAGUGGUUUUGUGCGAGGUGUGCGAAAGACGACGACUUCUUCUCCGGCGUUGUGGAGAAGAUGCUUGUUGCCGAGGAGGUUCCAAAACAGUUUUGCGGAGACAAGUUGUCGGAGCUCAUUGGAGAGGUUGGAUCCUUUUUGCUGAUAGUGGACGAAACCGAGUCCUGA